UGUGUGCUAUUAAUGUUGCUUUUAUUAAGUGAACCAUCUUCAAUUUGGCUAUCAAAUCUUAGGUAAAACUAUAUUCUGCAUAAAGUUAGGAGAGAGAUGUACAUGUACAUGUUUGGAGUAGUAACAAAAAGAGCAGUAAAUAAUCGUGAAAAAUUUUGAGUUGGACUAUUUCAUAUUGAAAAAAAGAAGUUCUAGAUAAGGAUAGAGAGAGAUGUUCAUUACAUUAAUUUUUGGAGUGAGAGAAAUAAAAAAGAAAGAGGGAUGGAAAAAUUAUUUACUAAUAAGAAUUAGGGAUAGGCUGUAGACGCUGUGUAAGGAAGUGAGCUUAAUGGGUGAUUAGCAUGUGAAACAGGAUGUGCCCCCUUGGCAAGCAGGGAGCUGUCCCCCUUCCACUAUUCAUCAAUGACUCACUUGGACCGUCUCCCUGGCCCCCCUCCCCGUACCCCCGCCACAGUCACCCCAUCGCAGUUCUCACGCACAAGCUUGUGUACAGCACCCAGCUUAACGUACAUCCUCCUAUAGAGACUCUGCAUGCAACUACGAAAGUCGGCCGUUGAGCCCUGCAUUGUUAGGCCAAAGCGUAUCGGCUUUCAUAGCUUGUCAUGUGUACCCCUUGUAAACGCACAUGCCCGUGUUGUUCCUACUCUGCGAGUGAUGUCGAGGAAUCCUAUUAGGUGCUGUUUUAACUGUUUUCUUUACGUGGGGAGUGUAUGUUCCUUUGAUUCCUGUGGUCUUUGCCCGUCAGAGAGAGUACCCGGAUGAGAGGAAAGGAUGAUAAGUGAAUGAUAUGUACAUGUUUGUGGGUUAAUCAGAUUUGGAUCUAGGCCUGAGUAGUUAAAGUGUCAUUUUGUGGAAGCAUCAAGACCAAGGGAAUUAGCAGCAAAAUGAGUCUUGAUUUUUUGUCUGCAGGGCUGCCUUCCUUUGCAGCGGAGAGCAAUGGAAUGGAUGCUAACGGUCAGCUAGCAUUGGUGGAGACACCUCAACAGAAGCCAUGGGAGAAACCGCUGACCAUUCCAGAGAUCAGGAAGAGCAGCCAGAACUGGUCACUUGCAUCAGAUGCAGGACUUCUCCUGUAUCUGCAGGAUUUCUCCAAAAAGAUGAUGGGAAAGACAAGUGACCUUGAGAAGAGGAUGGAAAGCCUGGUCCACGACGCCAAGAGCGCCGAUUCCAGGGUGCACAACACCUUCAACGACUUCCUGAUGCUUGCCAAUACACAGUUCAUUGAAAACAGAGUGUAUGAUGAUUCAGAAGAUGUAGACGGAGGCUCACAAUCAGAUAAAGAUAAGAAAGAACAGUCCACCAAGUCGAGGGAGCAGAGGGAAGCAGAGGUCAUUCCGCGUGUCAUCAAGGCAUUGACGCUAGGCAUCAAUGUCCUGGACACCGGCUUUGAGCACCUGGACGCUAACGCCGGAAACUCGGAUUCCGAAGAUGAAGACCCGACCUACAAGGCUGUCGAUCCUAUACUCGAGGCCAAGGACAUGUAUGGCCAUAGAUCACUUCCGUACAUCAUUGGAACGCCAGCCUUCAUGCAAGACGAUGAUGUCGGGCUGAUGGACUUAAGUGAAGAAGAAGAAGAAGAUGACGAAUCAAGUGUGGAAACUAUCAGUGAUUCAGAGAAGUCGGAGUUGUCAGAUUCUGAGUAUACUGACACAGAGACAGAGUCUGAGUUCACCGGGGGAAGGCAGAAGAUGACGGCUGAUACAACCGCAACAUCCACCAAUAGGAGCGAUUCCGAGGAGUCCGAUACCGGGCUGUUUGAUGAUGACGAACCGUCGGACCAGGAGGCCGCAGCACAGCCAAUGAACUUCCAAGAUGAGUUGUCCGCCAAGCUAGGAGGUGGUAUGCAGAGGGGUGCACCCAACCAGGAACCAGGGGAGACGACAGAUGAAUCUAACAGGAAUCGAUCCAUCUCAGAAGAUAGCAAGGCAUCAUCUCAGGAAAGCUCCAAGAAAGGAACGAGAAGAAAGAAACUUCCCCUGGAUAGAGAAAAGAAGAGCAAAAAGAAGAGAUCGACAUCUAAGACUGAAGAUGAUAAUCUAUUUAGUGAGCAGGCUGGCCAAGAUGGAGAAGCAGACGAUUCUCCAUUUGGAAGAAAAGGACUUUUCAGUAGUUCAGGAGGAGGACUCUUUGACGAUGACAAGGAAGAUGAUGGAGGUUUGUUUGAUGAGAAGCCAUCAGCUGUCAGGAGGGACGUUACAUCAGACCAUGUUUACGAGGACAUAGUCGCCAACCCUGAAGAAGUCAAGCCUAGCAGAAAAGCACCUCCAGGAGGCGUGCCUCUCUUCGGUGCUGGUGUUGCCAACGAGGACGAGCUCUUUGGAAGCUCUUCUAAAUCGAGUCAAGACGCGCAAAGAAGUCUAGUGCGUAACCGUGGCAACUGUAAACGAGAUACCCAGAAAACCCUUUUGCUGCGCGCUUGCUCCGCGGCUAUGACCCGCAGAGGCAGUGCGCCCGAAGAUGCUAUUGCUGAAGAUAUAGGCCAAAAGGAAUCUUCUAAACAAGACGAUUCAUCUUCCGGUGGUUUGUUUGAUAGCCAGGGAGACGAUAAACUGUUCUCAGAGUCUUCUAAACCAGCUCCCAAGAAAGAAACAGGCAAGCCCAAGGCUAAGAAGCAGGUGGAUCUGUUUGGUGGAGAGAAUGACAGUGACCUGUUUGGAGAGAACAAACCUCAGCAGCAGCCCAAGAAGAAGAUUCCGGCCGGUGCUGUGAAUGUUUUUGGUAACGCUGGGCCCGUCGGAGGUCAGACGGAACCCCCUCCCCUUGACGACGGCGGGGAUGAAGGCAUGUAUGUUAACACUAUGGUGGGAGCAGCGGGAGCAGGGAGGAGCAAGCAGGCUGGGUUAGGAGGAGGAGGAGGCCUCUUUGAUAAUGUUGAUGAGGAUCUGUUCGGUGCACCACCUCCAAGGCCUGUGGAGAAGCCCACCAUUAAAGUGGAUGGCGACAAGCUGUUUGCAGAUGACGACGAUGAUAACGACUUGUUCGCAGCACCACCACCAUUGCCGAAAGACGGAACUAAGACAAAACCUAAAAAGGCUGCUGCAAAGAAGAAUCAAGGAUUGUUUGAUGAUAUCGAAGGAGAAGGAGAAGAAGAUUUCUUUGGAGGUGAAGCCAAACCCAAAGAACAACCUAAAAAGAAGCCCCCUGGUGGCGUAGCCCUCUUUGAAGGGGCAGAUAUAUUUGGAAGCCCCCCUAAGACAGAGGCAGAGCCCCCACAAAAGAAGCCGGAGCAGUUGUCGCCACAAGCGAAGGCCAACCGGUCUCAGAACACCCUUAGUCUCUUCCACGAUGAGGAGGAUAAGGACGAGAAUCUCUUUGCCACGCCCCCUGCCUUACCCCCUAAGAAAGAUCAGCUUGACCCCAAUCCAAGCAAAGAAGAACAAAUGUCAAGAAGGAGAACCAAGAGCAAGAGUAUCUUUGAUGAUGAAGCCAUCCUGUUUGGUCUCAAGAACGAGGAGAAUCCCGGGGUAGAUCUCUUCGGCUCCGACACACCGGUCCCUCAGACAAAGGCUGGAUUCCUUCCAAAUUGUAUAGAGGUCAUUAUGCCAGUCAAGUCGUCUUUCCCCGACUUGAGCCCAAUACCAACUAAAGCUAGCCCUGGCAAGCAGCCUCCACAGACUAAAGCGAAGCCCAGCCCACCUAUCGCCAUUCAGAAGAAUAAUGAGCUUCGGAGUCAACCGCGGCGUUACAGACCUAACUCACCCAUUGGAGAUGAAGGUGGUGUCUCUUCAAACAUUAUGAACAGAAUUCCUCAGAAAGCUCUCAAACCUCCUCAGCAAAAUUAUAGAAAUCACAACACUGACAAGUUCCACCAAGAACCUCCCCCAACACUUCCGAAGUUCCCCAGCCCACCUAAAGAACCACCUCCGACUUUCCCUCGGUUCCCGAGUCCACCCCAAGAUCCUCCCCCACCCACAUACCCAAAGUAUCACACAAAUUCCCAUGAACCACCGCCUACCUUCCCCAAAUUUCCGAGUCCUCCGAGCGACCCUCCUCCGCCUCCUAAGGUAUUCAACACCAUCCCACCUCCAACAUUACCCAAGUUUCCAAGUCCACCAAAUGUUCCUCCUCCCGACUUUGAACCCAAGACUCACAAAGCGAAGGGACCACCUACUCUCCCAAGAAGCACCCACCAAAACAAUGACCUUCCUCCCCCUCCUCCCCCUUCCGUCGGUAGACUACCCAGUCCUGCAGAAUUCCCAAGACCACCUUCCUUUCUAGAUAAUCCCAACCAGGAAGGCUUCCCUCCUCCACCUCCGGAUGUUCUCUCAAAAAAGUCCAAAGCUGAAGAGCAUCCUGCAUCGGACAACUCUCAACGAUACCCAAGCCCUCCUGCCAAAGUUCAGAAUGGAUACCCAUCCAACAUGAACAACAACAUUCCUUCAUCAUCCAGCCCAAAGCUGCUUAGGCGGUUACGAUCUCACAGUACUGAGGAUGGAUCCAGUGUUCCCAACGGUGUCUUUCAAUCCCGGUUUGCCCCGAUCAGGAAGACAAAUUCAAACGGUGCAGAAUGGACAGUGAACCAUGCUAGUGAGAACAAGACUACAGCCAAGAAUGGCAUCAGCAAUAAACUAAUGCGUGAAGACAAGCCAAUGAAGAGGGUGCCAGCAAGACCACCGCCACUCAAAUUCCUGACAUCCAAAGUUUCUUCCUCUCCACCAAACUCCAAGAGCAGACCUAUCAUUUCAGAACCACUAAGCCCCAAAGGUCUCCACUCAGGGGCUCUGAAAGCCAAUGGUCAGUCUGCCUUUGUUGUUCAUGGGGACAGGAGACAUGUAUCCCCGGGUGCCUCUCCUGUAGGAAGCCCUUUGUCUGACAAGUCCCUUGACUUUGAGAAGGACGAUAUGCCCAUCUUUAGUGCUCAAGUCCUGAAGAACGGCUACAGGAAGCAAACGUCUCCAAGAGCAAUUGGCAAGUCACACGAUGUCUUGCAUGCAAACAGGCAGAGUCCAAGAAGGGAUUCUCCAGCUGGUAGUCCGUCCCAUCAUCACCGGGACGGGCAUUACAGAUGGGAUGCAGAUUUACCACCGCCCCCUCCUCCUCCAUCGUAUCGAACAAAUGGGCAAAGGGUCAACGGGAAUCAUCGAACAGGCAAUGGUAUUGAUAGUGAGGUAAAUUUUGCUAGAGAUAUUGAGGCUGAAGUUGAUGGCUAUGAUGAUAACUUGGUAAUUGAUAAAAUUAGAGAUCAUCACCUAAGACAUGCACCUAAAGUAACACAUGAAAAUAACAUCCAUGUUAAUGGAAACCAUGAGAGUGGUACCAAGCAAGCUCCUCCCCAUGCCCCACCAAUAUCACCCAUGCUGGCACGGAAAUCUAAAGCUGGUAAGAAACAACCUCCUGCACCUGCGCAGAAACCAGCAAAGGCCCCCAUACCACCCCCUGUCCUUGCCAAGCCCCCAAAGGGAUCCCAUUGCCCUGGUAGAAGUACACCUUCCAGAGAACAAAAUGGUCAUAUAGCAUCCAGAUUCUCAUCAUCACCUCCUACCUAUCCAAAAUCGUCCAACACCACCAACUCUAACAAUGUCAUGAUCAAUGCACACAUGUCCAUCAUCUCCAACUCCUCAACAUGCUCUCAAUUCUCAAUGAAUUCCCUCAAUCUCUCCAACAUCUCUGCCAAUUCCCACGAUUCUUUCACCACUGUCAGUUCUACCAACACUUACAAUCCCCAUAAUAUCUCUAUGAUCUCCUCCAACUCCUCAAAUUCAAACUCGUCGGUAACUUCUCAGAAAAUAGCUUCCUUUGAGAAUAGCACCGAGAACGGUCAUUCGAAAACAACCAAGGAAGAUUCCAAUCAAAAUGACCACUGCCCACCCAAUGAGUUGUGCAAAAUGUCUCUUAUUCAAAAGAUAGCUCUCUUUAGCCAUAAGAAAGAUCGUCCCUCACCCCCAUCAUCUCCUAAAUCCUCUAGAAAGGGUAGUCCAGGACCACAGCACAAAUUCCCAAAGAACACUGACGCAAAAUCCAAUAUCAGCCUGUCAAAUCUUGAGGCUGAGAACAAUCAGAAGCAACCAGUCAGUCCCAAAUGGGGCCGUAAAGCUGCUUCGCCCAUCCCUUCCAUGAAGACACCCCCUGCCGAUCAGCACUACCAUGACACCCCACUCAUCCAGCGUCCCUCCAGUCCCAGAGGAACCAGUGAUGUAGAAUGGAAGAGGCCUCCUGUUGCUGCUGUCUCGGAACAGUUCGAAGCUUGCAUCCGACGGACACCAUCCUAUUCCUUUUCCUGCAAGAGGACCGUCAGUCGGACACCAUCCUCCUCCUCCACAGAGAAGAGUGACUCUGAAACGUCCUUCUCUGGAGGGUUCACCUUCCCCAGGCCAAGUAAGAUCAAGAAACAGAAGGGGAGGGUACCCUUACCCCAUGAGAACACCAACUCUAACUCCAACUCAUCCAACUCACCCCCUCAUCCUGUGGGUACCAGGGGAUUGGUGUCUAAGCGCAGUAUCAAAGAACCUCCAAAGCCUCUUCCAAAACCUUCCAAGAAUCCUCAAAAAGUGCCAGCCAGGCUCCCAGACGCUCCACCACCCACAUCAUCAUCAUCAUGUCCAUCAUCAUCCGCUUCAUCAUCGAUAUCGUACACCCCGUCAGGCAUGGCGUCAUCCUCCGUAGGAUCAGUUUGGCGGAAGGCAGAGCUUUUCAAGGCUAGUAUGAAUAUUGACCCAAAGACGCUCAGACCUGGUGCAGCUCCGCCAGAGAGGGUGGUAGACUCACCGGCCGUUGGCUUCGACCAACCCGCUGUCGCCAAGACGUUAGAUGUCAAUCCAACAAAGACAAGAGCAAGAAUAUCUGCCAAACGAAGACCUCCCUCAAGGAGAAGCCUUCAAGCAGCCGCAGCAUCCGCUUCCAACCCUGCCCUUCUGAGUGACAACUCCAAAGGGGCCGAUGAGGUUUACCAAAACAUAGCCAGCGACCAACCCGACCUUGGGGCAUCUGCUUCAGCACCUGCUGCUCUUGCAGCUGCUUCCACUGCAGCCCCUCCACCCGCCAAGAAACCUACGUCCAGGAUGCGUGAAGACCACAUGGAUGGACCACCGCCGCUUCCUCCAGCAGCGGGAGUCAAACCAAAGAAACCAACACCUUCGGAUGAUAUCUUUGGUGAUGAUCCCUUUUCAGGAAUGACCAAUGGCUCCAGCAGUGCCUCUUCCAAUCGGACUGUCAGUAACUCAAAAGAGGAACGGCCAUUCUCGAUAGAAGGUGAUAGUGAAUUAUUUGCUGCUGCUGCUAAGAAGCAACCAAGUAGGACUCAUGACAAUGGGGAUGAUUUAUUUAACAAACCUCUGAAGGUGGAUCUUGAUGCCUCCAUCGAUGAUAUUUUUGCCACCCCUCCUGUUCUUGGACAUAGUAGCAAGCAAAGCUCCUUGGAAGCAGAUCCAACGUACGAGGAUAUCUUUGCCUCAAAAGCAAACACGAACAAUAAAAGGUCGACUUUGACUGAUCUUGCUGUUGAUGAGGACUUAUUCGGAGACCUAGGAAAUAAAAAGUCAAAAGAUACGAGUGCUGUGUCUAUUGAUGAAGAUCUGUUUAGCGGGCCUUUAUCAUCCUCAGCCGCACCAGCCACCGCAACCACCACAAAACCAAAGAAGAAGAAAUCAGCCAAGAAGACACAUGUCAUAGAGGAUGAUGAUGAUCUGUUUGCAGAGAAGCCAAAGAAAACAAAAUCCAAACCUGUAAAGGCCACCGAUGAUGAUCUCUUUGGCAAUUCUGAUAUCUUCUCUGAUCUUCCUGCCUCCAAGCCUAAGGAGAAAAAGAAGAAGACCACAGCACAUGCUCAAGAUGCCAUCUUCAAAGAUAUCGGAGGAGAUGACAUUUUCGCCGAGCCCUCACCCUCGAGUAAACCCAAAAAGACGAAAGCCAAGAAAAAGACAACAAAGGAGGCUUCCGAUUCCAUAUUCGACACCGACGCACCAAAUAUAUUUGACGAUCCUCUGAACGCGAUGAAUAAUUAAAGACCCAAAGCCUUGGAUUCAUGUCUCUGAUUACAAAGGCUUCUUCAGCUUGAAUACAACUCAUUCCAUAUAUACGUGUGUGCUUUUAAUUGCAGUUCGACUGUGCAUACAAUAUGAUGUAUUUACUCCAAACCCCUUAUUAGGAAUUUGCACAGUGAGGGAAAGUGUUGCCUUUCACCUUAGAAACUAUAAACAUUGAAUUGUAAUGUUUAUCAGGAAUGCUAUAACUUGGUGAAGAUAAGAAUGUUAUAUUAAUUCUAGGUGCUUAAACUCUGCCUUUUGGUCACAAAUAUUUUGGCACCCAUGACUGUUCAAAGCUGAAAUACAGAUUAUAAAAAGAUUAUGUUUAUGUAGUUAUUUUCAAGAAAAAAAAUUAAAUCAGAUAUCAUUAUACCUGUACUGAUAGAUUUGUGAAUCAUUUGAAAUGUUAAUUUUAUUUACUUUACUUUACUUUAGAUGUGUAUGACAUAGUGCUUUAUAAGAUGUAAAAUAUUUACUAUUUGUACAGUAUGUAACCUUUUUGAAGGUAAAGCUUCCCUUUUGUAGCAAAUAUUUACUGUAAAUUAGAAUUGAUUCUCUUGUAUUAACCUUAAAUCUGUGAUGAUCUUAAUAGUAAGAAGAUUUAUUUAUAUAAGUAGUGAAAAUGUAUCUAAUUUUGUCAAUAUAUUUUCAGUUAUUGGAUAUAUGUGUGUAUGAACACUUUAUAUGGAUCAUGAGCUUUACUAUGAUUUAGAAGCAUGUAAAUAUCCAAGUUUUUAAAUGAGAAUAACUUGGUCAGAUGAACAUCUGGGAAAUAUCAAUUAUAUACUCUGUUCUUUCUUUAUUCAUUCUAAAUUUUUACAUCAAUACUAUGAAAAUUAUCAAACAAAAUGUUGUACAAAUGUACAGAAAUCGUUUGGCUACUUGAUGUCCUUGAAAUGCAAUAUGUAUAUGAUUCCAUGUAUAGUAAAGAGGAUAGAAUAAUGUACAUACAAGAGUUAGAAAUUAAAAGUUUAUUGUAACUUUUCGAAUUGUCAUGAAAUAAAUUUUAUUUCCAUUUUC
Molecule: messenger RNA, 8981 nt
Organism: Lytechinus variegatus (green sea urchin)
Lineage: Eukaryota; Metazoa; Echinodermata; Echinoidea; Temnopleuroida; Toxopneustidae
Product: WASH complex subunit 2-like
Exons: 32
Coding region: 885-7940 (2351 amino acids)
Source: RefSeq, a predicted model, not a curated record